CACUGCUGUUGUGGAUGUUGCGACAACGAUUUUUAACAGAAAAUUUAGAAAAUGAACCUUCUCUGUAGCUAGGGGCCAAGAAUUUACUGAGAAUGAAUUCAAACAACAUGAGGAUGCAAGGUAGCAAAGUUGAUGCGGCCUCUGUUGUUGCCACACUUAAUGAAUCGUCAUAUGUAGAUCUACCUUCGUCAAAGUUGGAUAGUGAAGAAAAUUUAGCAAAAGGAAAAAGUAGUAAUGUUACUCUAGAAGCAAUACACAUCCGACCAAAUUCAUUACGAGAUAACAAAUCCAUGCAAACCUUCAACAGCUUGAUAGAAAUGAGACCAAAGCGAAAAACAAAAGCGCACCGAAAACCAAAAAAAGCUAAAAUUACAAACCCAUCACCCGUUAAACGUAAAAUUUUAACACGGAAAUCGAAACACGAUGAUAGAUACACAUCAGAACAUAAAAUAUUGAAAGGUGAACUAUUAGAACUAAUCAAAGAAUUAAACGAUUCCGAAGAGGACAAAAUGGAAGAUAAACUAAGAGAGGUUUUAUGUAAAAUAUUAAAUUGCAUAUUAAAGCAUAGGAAACAAAGCAAUUCCAAGGACAGUUUGAUACACGAUUUGAUAAAACAAUGUGACAUUGAAAAUGUAGCUAACAUUGGUACAGAAUCCGUUGAUUUUAAUAAAGAAACACUCGAUCUUGUUUGGCAAAAAUAUUCCAAUGAAGCUACCAAAAUACAGCGCGUUAUAAAAGAUGAUAUGCUACCAAUACUCAAAUAUCAUUUAUUCAAAGAACAUGAAAAUAAAGUGGUCAACUAUAUUUUGUCAAAAAUAAUCAAAGACAUCGUUGAGGUUGUAUCAAAAAUUGAAUACAAAUAUUUAGAAGAGUCGAGAAAUAGUUUUCAACAUCUACGUCAUUUAGGAAAACCUAAAGUAAUCGAUAAUAAAAAAUCACAACAUCCGUAUCAAAGACCACAAGAGCAAAGCAAGAAAUAUCGUCGCUAUCCCAUGGCCUUAAGAAACUUGGUUAAAACUAAAACGGUCGAUAAUUUAAAUCAAAAUAUUAACAAUCAGUCUAACGACUCCAUCGAUUUAGAACUACAGAGUAUAGUAAACAUAUAUCAGGUUUUGAAAAAAAUACAUUCAUCUUCAGAGUUUCAGGCAAACUAUGUUACAAGUAUGCUCUUAAACAGAUUUUGUACAACAAAAGCUUAUGAUAAUGAGUUGAAAAAUUGUCACAAAAAGUCCCGACUUUGUUUGUUGCCAGCAAAAUGUAUAUCUGACACGUACAUUAUGAUCCACGAUUCAUCUCGAAAUAAAGCAAUACUUACAAAGAAAAAAAUGGAUAAGAUGAAUUUACAUGGCAGUACAAAAAUAUUAACAAGUAUUAAAAAUAAACAGAUAUUAGAAUUAGAAAACGUUACUACUGAGGAAAAAACGCAAACCACAUGUCAAGAUGCAGUACAUGAAAAUGACGUUGCAUCAACUUCAUUAGCGAUAGACGCACCGGAUAAAGAAAAUGAUUCAACAAAAGAAAGUUCACCACAAAAUCAUGACACCAUACCACAGCAAAUCGAGAAUAAAAUAAGACAGUGGUUUAUGAAAUUUGGAAUUUAUACAAUACAAAAUAACGUUUGUUACGACAACGUUUUAAGAAAUCUGACAGAAGAUAUAACUACACAAUUAACACUACUGAAUCAACAAUCAACCGAUACAUCUAGAGAAUCUAUUGCAGAUUAUCUAAAAUGCGUCAUCUGUAAGCAUUUGUUCCUUCCGAUGACCGGACGAAACUUUGAGUUGGCUCAUAAAUUAUCCCAAUUAACAAAAGAUGUUCUAAACAUUUUUAAUUUGAACACACUUGAGAAUUGUCAAACAAAAAUUUAUCACGAACAGUCAACUGCUACAACUGCUUUUAAAUCUCAAGAAAAUGAUUGUAACAUACCAAAACCUCCCACUUUAUUACCAGGAUCUUAUUAUAAAGCAGAUAAAAGCAUAAUAAAAGAUAUUUAUUCAAGAAUAAUGUUUUGUGACGAAAAUAUACUUAAAAUACUUCCUAGAGAUUUGCUGAAACAGGAGGCAGAAUGUAACUGUGGGGAAAAUUGCAGAAGUGCCAAAUGUAAGAACCGCAAGAAAAAUGUAAAUAAAGACGAUAAUAAAAAUAAAACUGGUGAUUUAAAAAUAGUACUUACAACCACAAACACAAAUAAUUCUGAAAAUACUUCAAAUACAACAAAUACAGCGAACGACAGUGCUAAUGAUCCGAAUUCUUCGAUUCAGCCAAACCAGAAUAAUGUCAAAGAUAUACCAGAAAAUGUAACGAGACAGCAAUUGCAUGAGUAUUGUGUGGAGACAUUUCGUAAUUACUGUAAAGAACUGCCUAUUCUAGCCACUAAUCCUGACUUGACAGAGUUGGCCAGGGAAGGAGUACUACACAACAUUUUAAAACUUUUCUAUAUGUUAAUAGAAGACUCGCAUAUCGAAAACGAUUACACGUACUUUCAGUUUACUUUUGAAGGCGAAAUCGAUGGCCUCUUAGAUAUUCUACCUCAAACGGAGGAAAUGAAGAAAAUGAGACAAGGAUGGAAAGCAAAAAUAGUGAUGGAAUCAGUUAAGAUACUUAAAUUUAUGCACAAAACAAAGGAUGACACAGCAUUCAAGCAGAAACUGAAUCAAGUAUCAGACAGACGCAAGUUAAUGGUAGAACAAAGAUUAGACGAUGAAUACUCUCAACAAUUAAAUGCUUUAAGAAUUGCGGAAAAAUUUAUGGCCACAACUAACUAUCGUGAACAAAAUCCUCUCAAAAUAAAAGUUUACAUGCAACGGUUAAUGAACCGAACAAACCAGAUAUACGAAUGUGUAAAAAGAAAAGAAGGAAAACCAUUUUUAGAGUUACCGAUAGAAAGUAUAAAUGAAAUAGUAUUUAAAGAACUUCAAGGUGUACCAAUUCCUAAUAAUGAUAUCGAAAAGCAAGAAAUUAAUCUUGUGGAAAUAAAUAACGAGAUAGAAGCCUGGUUCAACGAAUUACCUGUAGCGCCAACGGAAGGAAUGAAUGUCAACAAAAUAAAGAUAUUGAAACAAUCACUAGCUAACAAAAUUCAUGGCUUGGAUAUGAAUUUGAGCUUAGAUACCGGGGCCGAAAGAGAGAUGAAACAGGAGAUCAGUAUGUUUUUAUCUGAUAAGGCUGUUGGGCUUGAAAAAGAUCAAGAUUUAAAUAUUAAUUAUAUGGUUGAAGAUCUUGCUAGAAGAUUGAAACAAAGGCGAGAGCGAGAAAAUUCCUUAGAUUAUGAAUCAUUUAAAAAACACGUUCCAUUCAAUUCAAGUAUUCAGAAAAUUGAGAAUUCAGUAAAUGGCUCUUCACAAGCUCACGAUUUUGAUAAAGUGCCGUACAGUUAUCAAAAUAUAAGAAUGUCUAAAAAUAAUGAAAGAGUUCGUUUUGAAGAUGAAUUUCCAAAUCAAGAUAAAAUAGUAAAAUUACAACCAAUGAGAAGAUCUUCUAAAUCACAAUAUGGUGGCCCUUCUAAUGGUGCUUUAUCCACAGCACAGACGGCGCCUCCUUACGGAAAACCUGUAAAUUACAACAGUGUCCGUGACGAGAGAUACGACUAUGAUAUAGAUUACGAAAGAGAAAGGGAUCCAAGCAGACUUCGAUGGUAG
Molecule: messenger RNA, 3638 nt
Organism: Papilio machaon (common yellow swallowtail)
Lineage: Eukaryota; Metazoa; Arthropoda; Insecta; Lepidoptera; Papilionidae
Exons: 7
Coding region: 93-3638 (1181 amino acids)
Source: RefSeq, a predicted model, not a curated record